Molecule: messenger RNA, 1649 nt
Organism: Megalops cyprinoides (Indo-Pacific tarpon)
Lineage: Eukaryota; Metazoa; Chordata; Actinopteri; Elopiformes; Megalopidae
Gene: tmed5
Product: transmembrane p24 trafficking protein 5
Exons: 4
Coding region: 134-814 (226 amino acids)
Biological process (GO): intracellular protein transport; endoplasmic reticulum to Golgi vesicle-mediated transport; Golgi organization
Cellular component (GO): COPII-coated ER to Golgi transport vesicle; Golgi apparatus; endoplasmic reticulum
Source: RefSeq, a predicted model, not a curated record
GUCUGUCCGAGUAAGUUUUACUGAGUCGGCGGUGAGAGAGAGAGUUGGUGUUAUUAAACUUGUAUUCCUUGAUUAGCUACAUUUAUUCUGUCUUUAGGUAGUCGACUUGGCCAGUUAAACAUUGCGGGGACCGAUGGCUGGGUUCAAAGUGCUUGUAGUGUCUAUAAUAUCGGCGUGUUUAUUAGAAAGGGUUCUCGUCACCUCAUUUUCCCAGUCCCUGGACAGCGACUUCACCUUCACCCUACCCGCUGGCCGCAAGGAGUGUUUCUUCCAAACCAUGAAGAAAGAUGCAUCGUUGGAAAUUGAAUAUCAGGUGCUUGACGGAGCAGGCCUAGACGUUGAUUUCUACCUAUCCUCUCCAACUGGGCAUGUGCUGGCCAGAGACCACAGGAAGUCUGAUGGCGUACACACAGUGGAGACAGAAGAUGGGGACUACAUGUUCUGCUUCGACAACACCUUCAGUGCCGUAUCUGAGAAGAUCAUCUUCUUUGAGCUGAUCUUGGACAACAUGGAGGAUGGGGAAGCAGACCCUGAGAGCUGGAAGGAGUAUGUCCACGGAGCCGAUAUGCUCGAUAUGAAGCUGGAGGACAUCAUGGACACCAUUAACAGUGUGAAGGCCCGGCUGGGGAAGAGCUUACAGAUCCAGACAGUGCUGCGGGCGUUUGAGGCCAGGGACCGCAACCUGCAGGAGAGCAACUACGAACGAGUCAACCUGUGGUCCUGCACCAACCUUGUGGUCAUGGUAGUGGUGUCCGGGCUACAGGUCUACCUGCUGCGCAGCCUCUUUGAGGACAAGAGGAAGAGCCGCACGUAGCACCCUCCCCCCUGUGGGGAAAGACAUGGCCUGGCACCAGGCUCAGCCAGCACCAGAACACCAGGUUCCUCUGCUGCUAGGCUGCUUUACACAGGCGACUUUGACAAGUACACACACACACAGACACACACAAACACACACACUUUGCCAAACUAUCCAUCCGGUCUUGUUCUGCAACAGUGGGACAUCCCUGCUAAGCUCCCUGGAGCCUUCUGUCUUACUUUACUGACUUGUUCAAGACAAUCAUUCAUUGCCACACAUGAGCCAUGGAGAUAGAGCCUUCCAGUGGUUGGACCGCACACGUUAUCUCCAUCAGUCUCAAACUAUUGAACAAAGAGAUAUGUACAUCUCUAUAACUGCUGGCUCUAUUCAAGGAAAUUGAUAUAUGAGUGAGAUUGGUAGACCAGCUUGGUCAAAUGUUACAAUUUUAGCACACACAGGACUAAUCUGAGUAUAAAAUAUAUAUGUUGUAGCUAUGAUGUAUUUCUUACUGUAUAAAUGCAUUUUUUAAUGUAACCUCUAACUGCAUAAAAGAAAAUGCUGUUUACAAGUCAGGUAACAAAGUCUUCCAGGCACUGAAAUCUUUUGACUGCUCUGCUCUGUUCGGCUGGCCACACCUUGGGUUGCUUGAAUUGUGGCUUGGCUGUUGCCACUCGCAUUACCCCCUGUAGGGAGAUUCCAUUUGUUACUGAAAUGCUUAAGGUUUGGCUCUUUGUUAGAGCUUUUGUUUGGCUUUGGCCAUGACUUCUGAAGAGCAGUCUUUUGUCACACCCUUGCCUAUGUGGCAUGCAGUGACGCUGAUGAACACCACACACACACACACACACACACACAC